GUGUUAAACUUGAAAAAGUAUGGAUUAUAAUACUUGAGAUUCCUAGUGCUAAGCCAAACAUUAUGAGUUGGUUUGAGAAAUAUAUACUGGCUAAAAAUGCUACAAACAUGCUAGCAAGUGAUGGCAAAAUUAAGAAUAUUGAGAUUGGUAAGAUGAUUAAAGAUGUUGGAAUAAAUUAUAUAGAGAACACAAUUCAUCUUCUUAAAAAAUAUAUGCUAAUAUGA
Molecule: messenger RNA, 224 nt
Organism: Dentiscutata heterogama
Lineage: Eukaryota; Fungi; Glomeromycota; Glomeromycetes; Diversisporales; Gigasporaceae
Source: the annotation of a GenBank genome assembly